GCCAAACCCGCUGAGGUAAGUGAGCGGGUGCACAAGGACUCUCUGGAGCUUGUUGGGAAGGGAGUUGAUUCCUAGGAUCCUACCUGCAGGGACUAAGAAAAUGGAGAAGUGAAGUGAGAAUUCUGCUAGAAAGGAAAUGGCUGCCUCUUCAUCAUCCUCCUCAGCUGGCGGGGUCAGUGGAAGUUCUGUCACUGGAUCUGGUUUCAGUGUCUCAGACCUUGCCCCACCACGGAAAGCCCUUUUCACCUACCCCAAAGGAGCUGGAGAAAUGUUAGAAGAUGGCUCUGAGAGAUUCCUCUGCGAAUCCGUUUUCAGCUAUCAAGUGGCAUCCACACUUAAACAGGUGAAACAUGAUCAGCAAGUUGCUCGGAUGGAAAAACUAGCUGGUUUGGUGGAAGAGCUGGAGGCGGAUGAGUGGCGGUUUAAACCCAUCGAGCAGCUGCUGGGGUUCACACCUUCUUAAGGUUAACAUUGCCUCUGGAGCACAGCAAGUGCAGAGCUGGCAAGGAACUUUUCCUACAGUUUCCAUAGCCAUCCAGAGAGUCACAGCUACAUUGCUGAAUUGUUUGUUCACGUCCGUAGUUGGUUUAUCUGUAUCUGUCUACAAGCAACAAAUACUUAAAUGUGUGAUCUCGCAGGGAAAGUUUUUGUUUAUUUGUUUUAAAAAGUAUUGGAAAUCAGAUUAAGAUAGUCAGUUUCAGAGAAUCAGGAAGUUUGGGUUUAAGAGAUAUUUAUAAAACUUCACAAGCCAGGUAGGCCACAUGCCAGAAUUGGCUAUCUGAAUGGCAUCUGUCCUGUCAUCUAUCCAGUGCCUGAAAAUCCUCACUAGUCAAGUCCAGGGUCAGGAUCUGUAGUUAUAAAAUAUAGUAUUUCUGACCUAAAACAGUUCUUUUUGCAGAUGAAUAUGAUUUCACCUCAGGACCUGUCCAAAUGAGGAAUUUUAAAAUGUUCUUUUUUUCCUUCUUCUUGUUUUAUUUUUAGACAUCUAAUUCUAUAGAUUCUAGCUUUUUCUGACAUGCCAAAUGCUGGCAGAAUGAAUUGCUUUUUGAAUAUUGGAGCACUGUAAGAAUAAAGCAGUGAGCAAAAACCCUUUUAAACACAGAAAUCCUGAGUUCAUCUUGUUGGUGGAUACAAGCAAUUCUGUAGCAAAUAAAUCCUUUGAAAGAGCUCCAAAUUGAUUUCUUUGUCCUUUCAGAGUCUCAGGGAUUUGGAUGGAGGAAGAGAUCAAAUUGCUUUUUACAAUAAAGGAAUCUAAAAACUAUCCUAAAUGGUAGCUUGGAUAUUUGUCUUUACAGAAGUAUAUGAAUUUCUCUUACCAAUAUUUGAGUAUAUUUUUAUACCAUGAUAGGAAAAAACAUGGAAGGCUGAGCAUGUGUACUUUGUUCUCCCUCAUGGGGACCCCAGGGUCCCACACUGCACAAUUAUGAGAAUCAUGUAUUAGAUUGUAUGCAGGUUUUGGCUUAGACAACAUUUUGCCUUUCUCUUCAUUAAUAACUUGCACCUGACCUCCUUAGAGUUGCUUAGUUAGAAAUAUAUAUAAUCCCAGAACAAUUGGCCUUAAUCUCAGAAGUCAAAAUAUUUAUCGUGUACUACCUGACAGGGAGGUGGUGACCUCAUUCAGUAAGUAAGAAAUCAGUUGGAGCACAGUAAGGUUAAAAACCUGCUCAUGGUCACAUAGCUCAUUCAGGAAAAUCUUGGAAUUUGGAAGAGAUCCUAAUUGAUGAUUCAACCCACUAUUCUUGUCUCUAAAGCAAAUCAGAGCACAAGAAGUACCAGCCCAAAAACUCACCUAUUUUCAUAUUAAUGUUUCUCAACCAAAACAAACAAGUUGCAUAUUUGAAAGCAAUUGAGUUUCCUAACAUUGUACUUUUUAACAGCAAACAUCUUGAUGAUUACCAAAGGAAAAAUUAAAAAUACCUGAACUGCAAUAAACCUUUAAAUUAGACUUUCAGUGACAGUUUAGAAGCAGCUGCUGCUGCCUUUCUCUUGUUUCAUUGCAUAGCUGCAGCACAGACAGUGUUAGCUCAUCUUUACCUUCUAGUAUUUGAGCCUAUAGAAUUUUUUCUCUUUAAGUUGGAUAUUUAUUUUUAUAUGACCUUAGAAAUGGAAGAGAUUUUAGGGUUGAACAGAAGUCUUUUCUGAAAUACUUUUCACAAUGAUCAUUCAGCUGUUAUUUGAGUCUAUUUGAGUAACAAGACCCUCAUUAUUCUUUGAAGAUGGUACCUCGCUCCCUGCACCUUUCCAAUAACACUGCAAGAUGUGUAAUACCCCCUAAGACAGAAGAGGAACUUGAAGUUCAGAGUAACUGUUACUUGCCAAGGCCCCCCCAACUAAAUAAGUGGCCAAAUCUGAAUUUAAACUCAAGUCUGCCAGACUCCAAAGCUUAGAUUCUUCUAGAUGCACUGCUGCAACCCACUGAACCCAACCCAGUGUCUUGUACAAAGAAAAAUCCUCAAACUUUUUUUUGGAUGAUAAAACAAGUCAACUGUCGGGAAGAAAUAAGCCUUGUCACUACCCUCCCUUCCUACUCGCAGUGCUUGGUGAUAAAGCGUCUGAAGCAUAAUGAAGGAACAGUGUCUUCCUUUGGGAACUGAUGGGAAUUAACUAUAUGCUAGUUUCUACAUGUCCUUUUAAGAUUUGGUUUGGGAAGAAUGUAGUUAGUUGCUUUGGGAAGCGGUUCUUUCUCUGGGGACACCUGAGUGACGAGGAGGGCAAGAGAAUAGAUGGCAGCUGAUGAGCAGGACUCUGCAGAUGGCCAUUCUAAGAGAGCUAAUGAUGCCUUCUGUGCAUAAAACACUGCUAUUUCCAAAGCAUUUUCACAGUGUUAUCCUUGAUCUUCACACCAACCCUGUGAGAUAGACAAGUAUUAUUUUACAGUUGAGGAACAGAGGAGAUAAGCCACUUAAUCAAGAUUAUAGUUAAUAAGCAAGGGAGCUGGGCCUUUCAAAUCUUUACUAUGAAAUCUGAAGGCAGAGUUGGUUUAUAAUAAUGAAUUUUCAUGUGAACCUGAUAUUUAAUUCCAUAUUAUUGUUUUGUGUCAUGGUAAUGAGACAUAAAUAGUAAACUAAAAUAGCUGCCUUUAUUUUACAUAGUCAAAAUUUUUACUUUUUGACUUCACAUCUGAUUAUACAGGGAAACCUUGGUGGCAUAGUGGUUAAAAGGGAUGGCUGCUAACAAGAAGGUCGGCAGUUCAAAUCCGCAUCGGCAUUAAAGUCUAGAGUUUUCACUGAUAUACUUCAGUGUGUUAUUUUUUAGUGCUGUCCGACACCUGACACCUGAAAUGACAGUGGUCUGGAACUCUAAAUCACGCUGUGGACCCUAGGACCUCUCUCAUUUUGCUCUGCCCAUUUACUUAGCGCCUCUGAUUUCCCUUCCCCCACAUGGUUGGGAGUCCUUGCAUCCCCUGCUCCCAUUCAGAACACCAGAUACUGAAGGGCUUAUAGCAGUAGAAACUCUAGACCUUUAGGCUAAGUCAGAGGUAAAGGAAAGAAGAUAGGACUAGGAGAUGCCCGUCAUCCAGAAGGAACCUGCCCAAGGACCUGAGAGGGUAAACCUAAGAGGGACUACACUUUAGAUGAGGAGAAGGCCACUCAGCCUUUCCCUGUCUGUUUGCCAAAACACCUAACUUUGCCUAAAAUAUCUUGCCAGGUCUCCUUGUAGUUACCUGAAGUUUCAAACAAAACAAAGCCUUUUAUUCCUCAAUUGGAGAUAAAAGGCUUAAAGAACAGAUACUUGAGGAAUUAAAUCUUGGGUUGCAGGCAGAGUAAAUAAUAUCAGAUCUUUACCUGUUUUGAUAGGAAAGACAAGCUUCCAGCACUGAGUUUGGGAUGGAGAUGGCACUAAGGGAGACAGAAUACAGGAGAAGGACAUUAGAGCGUGAUGCUUUGCCACUAGCCUGCCCCAUUUAUCUGCAUCUGGUCAAGGAGGGAGUCAGAAUUUCAGAGUUCAAGAGAUGAUCUAGUUCUCCCUCGGGACCUUGUCUGCUCCAUUCACUGCUGUAUCCUCAGUUCCUAGAACACUGCCUGGCACACAGUAUGUGUAUAACAUUUGUUGAGUGAAUGAAUAUAUGAAUUUGUUGUAUGUUUACCCUAUUUCAGGAGCUGUGCUAGCCAUUUUCAUAGUGGAGUAAUGCCUAAGGUAAUGGAGAUAGUUCGGGGGUAGAGCCAAGACUAACCCAGAUCUCAGCCCAGAGCUCUUUCUGUAAUGCUACACUGACAGGUGGAAAGAAGCUGAAGGACAAAUGGAAACUGCCAAAGCAGCCAUGCCUUGUGUGAUCCCAUCAUGUGAGGAGCCAAGGUGAAUGAUGCUAAUGGCUCCCUGCCCUCCUCAUGAGCUCCUUCACAAGUGGUGCCAGUAGGAGUGCCAUGAGUCAGCAUCCAUGACCUUGCCAGAGACUUUAAUUUCCCCCACAGACUGUCAAGUUUCCCUAGAGGAGUUAGUUUCCAGAAUAAGCUUAUUUAGUUUUUACACUAUAAGCUCUUUAAAGCGGGUAAUUAAACAACAUACUAUUUAUUACCACCGAAAAUAGAGGGGAAAUUCCUUUCCAAAUGACUUUUAUUCACUCAGCAAACAUUUACUGAGCAGUUACUAUGUGCCUGAUAUCUGCUAGCUGCUGGGGAUAUGCUGUGAAACAAGACACAGUCACCACCCUCAAGGAGUUUAUAUUAGGAGAGACAAAAAAGUAACUUUAGUAUAGUGUAAAAACUGUUCUGAUGUAGGAAAACAGAAGGUGCUAUAAAAUCCCAUAGCAGAGACAAGAGGGCAGAGAAGGCUUCCUGGAAGGGUGAUGUUUAGGCUGAGACCUGAAGGACAAGUAGAUGGGGUGGAAAGGAAGGACUCUCCAGGUGGAGGGAAUGAAAUAAGCAAGGGCCAAGGAUGAGAAAGGGCAUUCUGCUUUUGUGGGACUGCAAGUGGUUUGUUGUGGCUGGUUCAUAGAAAGAAGUGCAAGAGAUGAGACAGAGGAUAAAAACAGGCCAGGUCAUGAUGGCCUUUGUGUUUCAUUCUAAGGAAUUUGAAUUUCAGCCUGAGGAUAGUGGGAAACCAUUAAAGGGUUUAGAGUUUGGGAAUGACAAGAUCUGGUUUCACUUCAGAAAAUUUAGUGGCUGGAAAUGGAGAAUUGAUGGCGGUAAGCUCCAGAUCCCUUAGGAAGUUAUGGUGGUAUGCCAAUUGAGAGAUUAUGGCAACCUGAAGUAAAUAUGUGAAGAGAAGGCUGAGCAUAGUUUAAUGGAAUUACAGGACAACAAGAGACCUAAUAAACAUAUCAUGGGAAUUCCAGAAGGACAAGCUACCAACUGGGAGAAUCUUCAGAAACCAUA
Molecule: messenger RNA, 5315 nt
Organism: Trichechus manatus latirostris (Florida manatee)
Lineage: Eukaryota; Metazoa; Chordata; Mammalia; Sirenia; Trichechidae
Gene: ANAPC16
Product: anaphase promoting complex subunit 16
Exons: 4
Coding region: 137-463 (108 amino acids)
Biological process (GO): protein ubiquitination
Cellular component (GO): kinetochore; anaphase-promoting complex; cytosol
Source: RefSeq, a predicted model, not a curated record